Molecule: messenger RNA, 5247 nt
Organism: Eimeria maxima
Lineage: Eukaryota; Apicomplexa; Conoidasida; Eucoccidiorida; Eimeriidae
Exons: 3
Coding region: 1-5247 (1748 amino acids)
Source: RefSeq, a predicted model, not a curated record
AUGGAGCAACGUGCUGUAUCUGGUGUGCCCGCCUUCGGGACGCAGCAGCAGCAGCAGCAGCAGCAGCAGCAGCUGCAACAGCAGCAGCUGCAACAACAGCAGCUGCAACAGCAACUUCAGCAGCAACUGCAACAGCAGCAGCAGCAGCCGCAGGAGGACGAGCUGCUGCUGCUGCUGCUAGCAUCUGCUGAUGGCCUUGCUGACAUGGGAUCGGCUCCCUGCUUGUUUCUUGGACAAAGAGGACCAGAAGAAGCAGCAGCAGCAGCAGCAGCACUUGCUGCUGCAUUGCAACAACGUGUGGAUAGCCACAUAGGGCAGCAGCUGCUGCAGCAAAGACAGCAGCAGCGGCAGCAAAGUUGCAAGGUGCGUAGGCCGUCUCUCUCUUGGCUACGGGGUAUACAUACGUCUCCUUUUGUUGCUGCUGCUGCGCUGCGGCAGCUGUGGGGUAUAAGCAACAAAGCAGCAGAAGCAACAAGGGUGCUGCUGUCCGAAGGAUCGUCUCCCGAUGCACAGCAGCAGCAGCAGCAGCAGCAACAGCAGCAACAGCAGCAGCAGCAGCAGCAGCGGGGACUUGAGCUGCUCGCAGGUACGCUGUCUAGUGGCUCCUUCCUCUUUGCUGUGCAGACACUCCGCCGCUGCUUCCUCCUCCCCACACCUGCUCAUUGCUUACCAAGCAGCAGCAGCAGCAACAACAGCAGCAACAGCAGCAACAGCAACAACAGCAGCAACGGCUGUUGCUUCUGCAGCACGACGGGUUCGGACUUUGGCGGUGCUGCAGUGACGUGCGCAGCAGCAGCAGCGGUGGUGAUGCUUCGAGAGGCAGCAGCAGCAGCAGCAGCGGCAGCAGCAGCAGCAGGUGCUGUUGCAGGGAAAGGCGACCUGGUGCUGCAACAGCAGCAAAAUACCUGGUAUAUGCGGGAGCAGCUGCUGCUGCCAGCAAACAGGUUCCUGCUGCUGCUGCUGCUUGCGGUGUCUGUACCUGGGCUGGAUAUACACCCGAGCCUACGGCCCCUUAAGGACGAGGUAUCCAAGACAGCAUGCAUGCUGCUGGUGCUGUAUAAUGACAGAGACAGCAGCAGCAGCAGCAGCAGCAGCACCAGCAGCACCAGCAGCCGCUGCCCCACCUGGUGGCUGCCGCACUGCGCUGCAGCAGCUGCUGCUGUCCUUGAUCCCACCUUUUGUGCAGCAGCAGCAGCAGCACAAGCAAGUCGCUACAACUUGCUGCUGCUGCCUUGUGGGGAACGGUGUGCUGCUGCUUCUCUUUCGCGUAGCUGCAGCAGCUUCCCGCUGGCGACGUUGCAGGAAGCAGCAGCUGCAGCAGCAGAUGAGACAGCAGCAGCAGCAACAGCAAGAACCAUAUGGGCCAAAGCUGCAGGCAAGGCAGCCCUGGAGGUGCUAUCUGCAUGCGCAUGGAUAGUGCUGCAGCAGCAAGGGCCUGCAGGGCAGCAGCUGCAGCGGGAGAAGCCAGCAGAGCUGCUGCUGCGGUCGCAGCAGCAAAGCGGAGACAGUCUCUACCGACUCCUAAGAGCAGCAGCAGAUCCAACGGUGCUGCUGCUGCUGCUGGAGGCAGCUAGCCGUUUUAUUGCUGCUGCUGCAGCUGCUAUGGGACCAGAACCGCUGCAGCAAACAGGCGUGCUGCAGCAGCAGCGGCAGCAGCAGCAGCAAAUGCAUGCAUCUACUGCUAGAGCCAAGACUAACGAAUUACUAGCAGCAGCACCACAGCUACAUGAAGUGCUGCGGUGUAUAGGCAGCUGGUUAGCUGCAGCAGCAGGAGAUUUGCUGCUGCUGCCUGCGCUGCCAUUCCUCAGCACGUGUUUGCUGCCUUCUGUGCUGCAGCUGCUGCGGACUUGCUGCUUCUUGGAGAGCCUCUGUGGGGGUCCCCAAACAGCAGCAACGAGUGCAGCAGUAGCUGCUGCUGCUGCAGCAGUAGAGCCACUAGAGGACUCUCCCGACCUAGCAGCAGCAAAGGAAGCAGCAGCAAAUGUUGCAGAAGCAGCAGCAGAUGCAUUCAUUGGGGGAGUGUCUCUGUUUGCGGUACGCAACUUGCCCGCAGAGAAGAAUAGCAGCAGCAGCAACAGCAGCAACAGCAACAGCAGCAACAUCAACAGCAGCAACAGCAGCAGCAGCAACAGCAGGAGGCAGAGAUGUGCCUCCCGACAGCAGCAAAAGGGGAUGUUGUUCCCACAGCAACAGGACAUGGGCAGGUGGCUGCACGUGUCCGCUGCAGUGCAGCAGCAGCAGCAACAACAGCAGCAGCAGGAGCAGCGCCACAGUUUGUGCGUAUUAGAGCGUCUGCUGCUUUUUUCCCACAUUUGCUCAGGGAUGCCUGCUGAUUUAGCAUGCAGCAGCAGCGAGGAGUCUGCAGCAGUAGCAGCAGCAGCAGCAGCAACAGGAACUGCAGCAGGAGCAGCAACAGCGCAUGCAUCACGGGUCAUGGGGUGUAUGGCCUCCAUCUUUGCUGUUGAGAUCUGCACAGUGUUGGCCUUAGUGGAGGCAGAAGCAGCAGGAGCAGCAGCAGCAGAAGCAGAAGCAACAGCAGAAGCAGAAGCAGAGGCACCAGCAGCACCAGGACCAUCGGCAACAUCAGCAGCAGCAGCAGCAGCAGCAGCAGGGGGAGCAGCAGCAGGACCAGCAGCAGGACAAGCAGCGGCCGGACUGUCUCCCUCUGUAUUCUUUCGCAUUUGUUAUGCCAUGUGCAGCGACGCAUUGAUGCCUUUCCCACAGGCAGCAGCAGCAGCAGCAGCAGCAGCAGCAAAAUAUCCUCAGGAAGGUGGACCCUUCCUGCAGCAGCAGCAGCAGCAGCAGCAACAGCAACAGCAACAACAACAGCAGCAGCACCACCAGCAGCGGUCCCCGAGUCUGUGCGUCCGACUACAGCACAACCAUACUCUAUUGGAUGAGCGCGUGGUGCAGCAGCAGCAGCAGCUAGGUGCUCUUGCUGCAGUAAGCAGCGGCCAUGAGGCAGCAGUUUGUGCUGCACUAAGAAGAGGCUCGCUGCUGCUGCAGCAAUGGCUUUGCUGCAGCAGCUGGGGAUCAAGAAGAAGCUACUGGCCUGCUGUUGAGGCAGCGCAGCAGAUGGCUGCUGCAGUAAAGACACUGCAGCAGACGCUGCAGCUGCGUCAGGCAGCAAAUGAAGCAACAGCAGCAGCAGCAGCAUUACAUACUAGCACACAGCAGCAACAGCAGCAGCAGCAGCAGCAACAGCAGGAGCUAGCUACUAUAGAGGCAGCACUUGUACGCAGCGCAGGGGGAUGGAUGCGGCGAGUUACUUGUCGUCUUGUUGAGGUCUCGGCAUUCCCCUCAGGCUUUAACAGCAGCAGCAGCAGCACAGGAGGCAGCAGCAGCAACUGCAGCAGCAGCAAGGAAGAGACAGAAGCUUUCUUUAACCUUAGGUCCGAUAUACGGGGAGCCUUACGCAACCUGUUUUCUCCCGAGGGCCAGAUGGUAUAUCGGUUGCAUGACGGCCUCCUACCGGACUUGACCAACAGAGCCUUAUCCUUGCUGAGGAACUGGUCAGCAGAGCAGCAGCAGCAGCAGCAGCAGCAGAAGCAGAAGCUGCAGCCAUGGGCAGCAUUUGAGUCCAUCCUGCAUGCUGUUGCUGCAGUUGCGCAUGCAGCAGACUGGAGGUGCAGCAGGGCACUACAGCAGCUGCUGCUGGCUUUGCUGUCUCCUGCUGCUUUUGUACCUCCUCCAGGAGGAGGGGCAGUUGCCGCUGAUGCAGCAGCAGCAGCAACAGCAGCAGCAGGAGCAGCAACAGCAGCAGGAGGAGGGAGGGCUCCUUGGGUGUUACAGUCUCACCGUUUGCUGCUGAGCUCCGUGCUGCAGCUAUUAGGUGCCCUUGAUUGGUGGCUGCUGCAGCAGCCGCAGCUUCUUCCUGCUGUGCUGCUGCUGCUGCAGCAAUCCGUGCUGCUGCCGCAGUGGGCAGGAGAAGGUUUAUCUUUAUCUACUAAGGAAGAUCAUUUAGGUUGUGUCUCCUUACUCAAGCUUUGUGCUGCAGCAGAGGCAGCAGGAGUUUGCUGCUGCAUGCAGCAGCCAGACAGCCCCAUAUCUACACAGAACUUCUGUGUCUUUGCCUUACAGCUUGUUGAGGCUGUUGCUGCUAUCCCUGCAAACAGCAGCAACAGCAGCAGCAACAACUGCAGCAGCGGCACAGGGGGCAGCACUAACGAAGACAGCGAAUGGGUAGCAGCAGAGAAGCAACUCUGCAUGCAAAGCAGACACUGCGUUGUUGCUGUUGCAGGCAGAUUGCUGGCUGUCUCUUGCCGUAUACAUGCGGUGCAGCAGAUGCAGCAGAUUAUGCACCGGCAGCAGCAGCAGCAGCAACAACAACAGCAGCAGCAGCAGCAGGACCCAUACAUUAUUGCGGGCCUGGUUCUAAGACGACAUAUGCAAAUCCUUGGAGGCCUAAUAAGGCAGCUGCUGCAGCUUAAACCCCCAACAGCAGCAACAGCAGCAACAGCAGCAGCAGCAGCAGCAGCACGGCGGGAGAGGCUGAUCGUAGCUACAUGCACAUUUGUGCUGCAGUCUCUGGAGGCGUUUCUUGCUGCCAGCAUACAGCCACUCUUGGAGCAGAGCACAGCAGCAGCAACAGCAGCAGCAGCAGCAGGCCGUCUGCCUCUAGGAUUCGUUUGCUGCAGCAGGGGUUCUGUGCAGUCGAGACCUGCUAGCAGCAGCUGCAGGCAGCAGCAGCAGCAGCAGCAGCAGCGACACUGCCCCCUUGUAUUCUCUUCUGCACUGAAGCGAUUGGGCUUCUAUAGUGUGCGGCAGCGUGCUGCUCGGAGACGGCAGCAGCAGCAACAGCAGCAGCAGCAGCAGCAGUACGACCAACAGCUGCUGAAUGAACAGGAGCUGCAGCACGAACAGCAGCUGCAGCAGCAGGAGCAGCUGCACCAGCAGCUGCUCCUCUUCGGGAGAGGAGGCAGCGAAGACUGUCUCCUUGGGGGGGCCUCCUCUGCUGCAGCAACAAAUGCAGCAGCAGCAUCUGCUGCUGCUGCCCAUGGGGCCUCUCAUGGCCUAAUGCGGCUGCUUGUGCUGCAUAUAAAUGAACAGGCGCAGACACUGCAGCUGCUGGCAGCAGCAGCAGCAGCACUUGCUGCGGGCAAACAUUGGCAUGAUCUGCAGCAGCGGAAGCAGCAGCAGCAGCAGCAGCAGCAGCAUCAUCAACAACAACAGCUGAGCAGCAAGGCGGACUGCCGUUUGCCUCUUGAGCACUUGUGGCACCACCGCCGCUUUUUUGAUAACAGGUAG